Messenger RNA from Raphanus sativus (radish), 933 nucleotides. RefSeq lists its product as uncharacterized. The transcript has 2 exons. Bases 71 to 805 code for a protein of 244 amino acids. NCBI's taxonomy places the organism in Eukaryota, Viridiplantae, Streptophyta, Magnoliopsida, Brassicales, Brassicaceae. The record is from RefSeq and is a predicted model, not a curated record.
ACUCUGCGUUUUUUACACACCUCCAUUACCAUUACUCUCUCUCCCUCUCUUCAUUCCUCUCAAUUCCGGUAUGGCUGCUGACGUCAGCUCCCUCGUACGGUUACUAAACGGUUACAACGACGAUCGAACGGUGACGAAAGAAUCCUCCGGCGCGAAAUCGGCGCCGAUGACUCGCGAUCUCCUCGGAAGCAGAGGAGGAGGAGGAGGUGAUCGGUCACUAGAGCUCGACCUCGAUCUUCAAGUCCCCACCGGAUGGGAGAAACGUCUCGAUCUCAAGUCAGGGAAGGUUUAUCUGCAACGAUGCAACUCAACGAGCUCGUCGACGAUAACAAACUCAGAUCUAUCAUCAUCCAAUCAAACAGUACCAACGACGACAACGACGACGUUUCAGGAUUUGAAUUUCCCUCCGAAUCCAACCAAUCCUCAUCACGCCAAGCCUCUGCUCAACCUCUUCGACGACACCUCCCCGGAGCUGAAGCUUCGUCCCUCCCAUCCUCUCUCUCUAUCGCCGAACCGUAAUUUCCAGAGCGUAUGCACGCUGGACAAGGUGAAAUCGGCUCUGGAGAGAGCCGAGAGAGAUCCGGUUACGUUCAGGAAACGGCAAUCGCCGGACGAUCAUCUUCAUCGUCGGACGGAGGCUGCGUCGCCGGUGGCGGCUGGGUGUCCUGGGUGUUUGAGCUACGUUCUGGUGAUGAAGAACAACCCGAGGUGUCCGAGAUGCGAUACCGUUGUUUCUUUGCCUACGGAUUCUUCUUCUUCUUCCAUGAAGAAGAAGGUUAAGAUUGAUCUCAACAUAUCAAUUUGAAACUUAUGGGGGUUAACUGAAACAUCUUUUAUUCUUUGGGGGGUCUUGGUGAUAUGUUGUAAAUGAUAGAUAAAAAUUUGAAAAGAAAGACCCAAAAAAAUUGAUGCGAUGGAUUUUUGAGGGUGCUA